AUGAAGUACAGAGUCGCAGCAUCGGUCGUGGCUGCCCUACUACUACUGGGCACCGCCUGUCCGGUUUCGGCAACAGAGUGGUGCCGGGCUGCUCCUGAAGAUGGAAAGCAGGAAUACGGAGUGUGCAUGGCAGCGGGGGAAGGGUCCGCUCGAUAUAUGAUCGAGAUCGUUCCUGUUGUCGGUCCGGGUAUUGAUCUACAAAGUAACGUCAAGCUCACAGUUACAGGAAGUGAUGGAACGGAAACCAAGCCCAUUCCGAUCGCGACUGAGGCUUUUGGCACCGAGAAACGGGUGACCGUUGACCGCAUUGAUGUCGGUGACCCAGAGUCCAUCCGUGUCUUCAUCACCGGCAACUCCGCAUGGAAGUGCCAACGCAUUAUGGUGUGGAAAGACUUCCGUUACUGGCUAUUCGACUGUACUGGUAUGCUGGACCCGAAACAUCGUGAUGCAACCUACACGAUGUCCGGCAACAAGAUGUACCAAGCGGUCCUACAGACAGGAAAUGAUGAGCACGCCGGCACCUCGGGGGGCAUUGAGCUUACGCUGAUCGGGAGCGUGGGCCAGUCAGCUCCGAAGCUUCUCAUCCAGGACGUCCGGCCUGGCGCCGAGAGAAGAGUCCGCUUCCGGGCGGCUGACGUUGGUGAUGUAACUGCACUCGUCCUGCGGAACACAGCAGAGACGGAUCCGUGGUACUGCGAAUUUGUGCGCAUCAAAGCAGACGACGGGCGGGUCUUCGCUUUCAACGUCAAGAGAUGGAUUGGAACUCCGUAUGAAUCGGCCAUAAGGGUGACCCUGAAACCAUCCGAGGAUGCUGACACGCCUGCUCAAGACGUCGAAUGUCACACUAGAGCUCUCGAUCUAUACAGCCGCAUUCCUGAGAAUGUUGGAAUUUUCAAAGUUCGGUGUCCGAUGAACUGCCAGGCGUCCGAGUUUGCCAGGGUCGAAGGAUCCUCCAUUCAUCCAGCAGCCAGCUCCAUUUGUGCUGCGGCAAUCCAUGAUGGGGUCCUUUCUCCUUCUGGUGGAGAAGUCGUGGUUUCAGCCGUCGGGGAGCUGCCAGAGUAUACCGGUAGUACUCUAAAGGCAACAGGCACCGUUUCCUCACAUUUCAGCUCGGCGCCGUUGAAUCCCAGUUUCAGCUUUUUUAUCUACCGAUCGGAUUCUAUUGACGAUGUUGAUAGGGAUGUCCGUGUUGUCGAUGCUUACGGAAAACUAUCACCGACCGGACGCCUGGAAAUCCGGCGCAAUGGUGUGUGGGGUUCAGUUUGCAAACAGGGUGAUUUUACGAUAUUCACAAUUGACUCGGCACGGAAAGCGUGUCAUGAGCUUGGAUACCUUCAUGGCAUGUAUCUGGAGGACGGCUGCGAGUCCGUUGAGGGGCAAUACGUGUGCGCUAGCGCGAAGUAUCCUGUGUCUGUCGCGGCAGACUGCACGUUUGAAGAGCCGCCCCCACGAUGUGCGGAUCACUCGAUGGAUGUAGCCAUCAAAUGCACAAACAACCCUCCAGCCGAGCCUCCGUUGGGAACUCUACGCAUCGUCGAUGAGAAUGGGACUCCCGCCACCAAUGGAGUGGGAAGACUCCAGUUCUACAACAACGGUUGGGGAAGUGUUUGCAGCGAUGGCUGGACAAGAGAAUCUGAAAGGGUCGCGUGCCUUCAGAUGGGCUAUACCGGAGUCAAACAUGGUGGUUACUCUGAUGACGGGUGCGACGAUGUGAUGGGAGUUAAUCUUUGCGGGCCUGAAACCGAAAAGAUUGCCGUUUAUAACGUGGCCUGCGGAGGCGAGGAAACGAGCUUGCGACACUGUCCUCACGAGACUUCAAGCGAUAUUUAUUGCGUACACGACGAGGACGUCAUUGUUGGUUGCCGUGGUGAUGGAGACCCUUCUGGAAUGGGGCUGUUCAGGACGGAGGACACCCCAGAUAUCUCCAAGAGAAACUACCCUCCGAAGAUUAGGCUGAACUGCGGGGACCGCCCAAUGACUCACAAGCAGAUGACUGGACGAUCCGGAGCGACGUUUUUAGCAACAUGUCCGGAUGGCUGCAGCGAAGAGCCGGGGUCCCUGAAAGGGACCUACAUCUACACAGAUGAUUCUUCUAUGUGCAAAGCUGCCAUCCAUGUCGGAGCAACCGGGCCUCAGGGCGGCGACAUCAUUGUCGUACUCGGCGAGGCACAAGACUCUUUCAUGGGGUCCGAACGCAAUGGAAUCAAAAGCGAGGCGUUUGGGCACUACGAGCGGACAUUCAUGGUGUCCGUUCCGGUUAACACGGUGAAAGCACGAGCAGCAAAGGAAUCUGCUACGGAGGCUGUGUAUGCAGGAAGAUCUGCUAUCCCUGGUGGAGGUACAUUCCCAUCCUUCCGACAAACUGACGAGCCCGCUGCCGUCGACCUGCUUCCAGAGAAGUUCCACUGGUUCACUCCAGGGGAUUUUUCUGGAUUUCGCGGGAGAUCUGGCGAUUUCGUUGAUACGGCGAAGCUGCCAGGUGCAAAAGCGCUUACGGGUUUCUCAGACUUCACGGUUGCCGCCCAAGUGUCUGUCACCGGUGGGAAGAAGACGUGGAGGGCCAUCCUGACCCAAAGCGGCUGCGAGGGCUUUACCUUGGCCAUUGACAACAAGGAUGAACUUGUCUUCGAGCAAAAUUGUCAUCCCCAUUUCAUAAGCACAGGGGUGAAACCAGCUAUAGGAGAAGCAUUGCAUGUCGCCAUCUCAUACUACUCGCCUGACAAAGCGGUCAACAUAUACGUGAACGGGCGACAAGUCGUUUCAGAAAAGACCGAUUUUGACUUCAAUUUGAAGAAUCAGCUAACUAUCGGACGUGCAGCAGAUUCAGAAUCCGAAUACUUUAUCGGCCAGAUAACCGCGAUGCGGAUCUUUGACUACGCCCUUUCUCCUGAGCAAGUGCAAUACGUAGCAACCCAUGCAGCAGCUGGACUCGGCGUUGGAGGACCCGUCCCUGGUGGAGAACGGCGCACAGACGAUGGACGCGUUUGCUUGUCUCCGUGCUCCUCAGAAGAGCCUCUCCUCAACGAAAUACCAAAGUCGUCACUGCCAACAAAUCCAGCAAUUCAACUGACAUGCGAGGACACUCUUAUGCGCGAGGAAUUCAAUGGGACAGCAGAGCAACGGCUUCUGGUGUCAUGCCCCUCUGACUGCACAUCGAAGGUUGCGCCAGUCUAUGGAAGCAAAGUCUACGGAGAAACAAGCUCUGUGUGUAAAGCUGCCCUGCACAGUGGCGCUAUGACCGCACAAGGGGGGGAGCUAGUUGUCGUGCUACAUAACGGCCUCAAGUCAUACUCCGGCUCCAGCGGCAAAAACGGGGUCGUGAGUAUGAGCGAGUACGGGCCUCAGCUCCGAUCAUUCUCGGUCCUCAAGGCGCCCAACUUCAGAAAGCUGACUUGUAGAGACGACGGUGCAUUUGUGCUAAAUAUGAAUCCUGGCGACAAAGAGCUGGUGGUCUGUCCCCCUGGUUGCGUGACUGCAACUGAAGCACCGGUCUACGGAACGAAGUUGUACAGUCCGAUUUCCGCUGUGUGUAGAGCUGCAAUACACUCUGGACGACUAACUAGCGAGGGCGGAGAAGUGGAAAUCGAAGUGGCUGGACAGCAGGAGACAUUUAAGGGUACCACAAGCAACGGCAUCAAAUCUGCGAACAGCGGCUGGUAUCUUAGAUCCAUCACUUUCGUUCAAGGAGCACCGGGGCGCCCGCAGCAAGAGGAACUGCGAUAA
This is a messenger RNA of Besnoitia besnoiti, 3723 nucleotides long. Its product is annotated as scavenger receptor cysteine-rich domain-containing protein. The record is from RefSeq and is a predicted model, not a curated record. The coding region runs from base 1 to 3723 and encodes 1240 amino acids. NCBI's taxonomy places the organism in Eukaryota, Apicomplexa, Conoidasida, Eucoccidiorida, Sarcocystidae. The transcript is spliced from 30 exons. Gene Ontology annotation, molecular function: protein binding. Gene Ontology annotation, cellular component: membrane.